AUGGCUGAAGCCAUGGAUGUCAAUGUGCUGCCGCCGCCCGAUGGGUCCAAAACGCGUCCAAGCUCGCCGCGCAAGAUUGUCGCAUUAUCAGAGGAUGUGGUCAAUAAGAUCGCCGCCGGCGAGAUCAUCGUUGCACCAGUACAUGCUUUGAAAGAGCUUAUUGAGAACGCAGUAGAUGCCGGUUCCACGUCGCUUGAGGUGGUGGUGAAAGAUGGUGGGUUGAAGCUGCUGCAGAUUACCGAUAACGGACAUGGUAUCGAAAAAGGCGACCUUCCAAUACUUUGUGAGCGCUUCACGACAUCCAAGCUUGAAACAUUUGAGGACCUGAGCUCUAUCGGUACGUACGGGUUCAGAGGAGAAGCUUUGGCGAGCAUCAGUCAUAUAGCACAUCUCUCUGUCACUACGAGAACAAAGGAAUCAAGUUGUGCUUGGAAAGCGCAUUAUGCGGGAGGAAAGCUUGCUCCAUCAAAACCAGGACAGGACCCGGCACCGAAGUCAAUCGCUGGUCGGCCUGGUACCCAGAUCACUGUUGAAGACCUAUUCUACAACAUACCAACACGAAGGCGAGCAUUCCGGUCAGCAAGCGAAGAGUUUGCCAAAAUUCUCGAUAUUGUCGGCAGGUAUUCCGUUCACUGCAGUGGCAUCGGCUUUUCAUGCAAAAAGCACGGAGAAUCUAGUAUGGCCAUUUCUGUUGCGUCAAAAGCUACGACACUCGAUCGAAUACGGCAAGUGCACGGUGCUGCGGUCGCCCGUGAGCUCAUCCAAUUCGAUGCGUCUAGCGAGCGCUGGGGAUUUAGAUGUGAGGGAUGGGUGAGCAAUGCAAACUACAGUAUCAAGAAGACGACCAUGCUUUUAUUCAUCAAUCACCGCUCUGUUGAGUCAACAGCGAUUAAGAAAGCCAUCGAGCAAACAUACCAAGCGUUCUUGCCCAAGGGCGGCCAUCCAUUUUCGUAUCUCAGUCUUGAGAUCGAGCCUCAGCGUGUCGACGUAAAUGUCCAUCCCACGAAGCGCGAAGUCAAUUUUCUCAAUGAAGACGAGAUCAUCGAAACCAUAUGCUCAUCUAUUCAGAUCAAACUCGGUAGUGUGGACACAAGCCGAACUUUCAUGACACAAAGCCUGCUUCCUGGACCCAGUAAAACCCAGUCUCCAAGUGUGAACAUUCCAACCAUAACACCAUCGUCUGACCGUCUUAGUAUGCAGACGCCUAGUCGACCACAGGGACUCUUAAUGCAGCAGCCUAGUACAAAGCGCAAGACACUCGAGAAUAAUCUCGUGCGUACCGACUCCAAGGUUCGAAAAAUCACAUCCAUGCUUUCCACAGAGCGGCGAGAAUCCACCGCCGACGAAUUACCUGAGACUUUCGAAGCGCAAUACCCGUACGAAAUCGACGACGAGACGGAAACUACGGUAUGUCGUCUCAUGUCCAUCAAAGAUUUACGUGCAACUGUGCGGGACAACAUGCAUAAUGAAUUGACGGACUUGUUUUCGUCACAUACCUUCGUGGGUAUAGUGGACGACAGACGCAGGAUGGUCGCAAUCCAAGGAGGUGUGAAGCUUUAUUUGAUCGACUACGGGCUCGCGUGUAAUGAGUACUUCUACCAGGUUGGUCUGACAGAUUUUGGUAAUUUCGGCGUUAUACGAUUCGAACCACCUCUCUCCCUAGACGAGCUUCUUAGGAUAGCCGUCGAGCACGAGAAGCGGUCGAGUCAAUCGGCAGAAGAUGAAGGAGAUGAUUUUGACUGGGACAUGGUUGCUUUGACGGUCAAAGAACAUCUUAUAUCAAAGCGAGACAUGCUGGUUGAGUAUUUCUCGCUUGACAUUUCCGAAACAGGUGAUCUAAGCACGAUUCCGCUUCUUGUGAAGGGAUAUGUACCGUGUAUGGCUAAAUUGCCUCAGUUUUUGCUCAGGCUUGGUCCGCAUGUCGAUUGGAAUGAUGAGAAAAGUUGCUUUCACACGUUUCUAGCUGAGCUAGCUAGCUUCUACGUUCCUGAGGCCAUGCCGGUGGUACGCGAUCACACGACAACUGCAGCAACAAGCAGAGAGAAUGAUUCGAAAGAUUCCACCGGGAAUGACAUAGCUCCGAUGAUCGAAGCCGACAUUCAAGAGGAGCCGAAUGUCGAAGACAAAGCGAUUGAGAUCAGAAGAAAACAAUUGCAUCACGCACUGGAGUAUGUCAUGUUUCCAGCGUUCAAGAACAGGCUAGUCGCCACUAAAGGCAUGCUGCAAGGAGUUGUCGAAAUCGCAGAUCUCAAAGGACUAUAUCGAGUAUUUGAGCGAUGUUGAAAUUCAGGUGUCACUAUAUUCGGAAAUCAACGGCGACGUGUAUUAAUGACAUUGCGAGCAUCAUCUUCUGAAAAUUUAUAAACAGUAAUACAGUGCCCAGGCGCGCAUUGUGCACCUCUCGCGGAGCUCAUCUCCGAUAAUAGAAGAGCAUUGGCAUACCUUUAAGGUGCACUUGAUGAGGCCUGUGCCCUUUGUCGAGUCAUGACGACGCAAGUGGUGCAUGCCCGUAUCCAAGUAUCAAGUAAUGGGCAGGUAAUUAGCAGUAUACUACGUGUGCCAUGUUAAGUGGUGCGAUGCGAUGAGCACGAUGAAUGCUUUUAGCUUGGCUGUAGAAGCAUAGAUGUCACCUCAUUUCGCACUCCCCGGCGGAAAAUCCACAGCUGGUAAAUGGUAGAUCGC
This is a messenger RNA of Pseudovirgaria hyperparasitica, 2682 nucleotides long. Its product is annotated as DNA mismatch repair protein MutL. Gene Ontology annotation, molecular function: mismatched DNA binding; ATP hydrolysis activity; ATP binding. The record is from RefSeq and is a predicted model, not a curated record. The transcript is spliced from 3 exons. Gene Ontology annotation, biological process: mismatch repair. The coding region runs from base 1 to 2283 and encodes 760 amino acids. Gene Ontology annotation, cellular component: MutLalpha complex. NCBI's taxonomy places the organism in Eukaryota, Fungi, Ascomycota, Dothideomycetes, Acrospermales, Acrospermaceae.